Molecule: messenger RNA, 5845 nt
Organism: Falco peregrinus (peregrine falcon)
Lineage: Eukaryota; Metazoa; Chordata; Aves; Falconiformes; Falconidae
Gene: LRRC75A
Product: leucine rich repeat containing 75A
Exons: 4
Coding region: 612-1700 (362 amino acids)
Source: RefSeq, a predicted model, not a curated record
GCUGCACACCCCGCCGCCGGCCGGGCCGAGCCGCGCCGCCUCCCGGGGCAGCCCCGCCGCCCCCGCCGCGCAACAGUUGCCCCCAAGUCGUGGCCGCCCCCACCGCCCACCCCGGGAGCCCCCUCGGCGCCGGGAGGAGGAGGCGAGGGUUGCGGGGGGGCUCGGGGGCUGCGCGGAGCCGCUGCCGCUCUCCGCCGCCGCCCGGCGCCGGGGAAGGAGCCGCCGGGAUCCCCGCAGCCAUGGAGUGGGGCGGCGGGGCCGCCGCAAGGCUCCGCUCCGCCGGGCGCAGCCAUCCUCUCCUCCGCCUGCCGGAGCGGAGCGGCCCCGCCGCCGGCCACCCGCCCCCCUCCUAGGCUCCCGGGGCCGCCGAGCCCCCGCCCGCACCCCCUGAACCCCUUCGUGCAUCCCCCCUCGUGCAUCCCCCUGUGCAUCCCUAAAUCCCUCGUGCGUCCUCUCGUGCACCCCCCUGUGCACCCCCAAACCCCUCGUGCAUCCCUCUGUGCCCCCCCCCCCCCCGCCUUGUCCCUCCCCCGUGGCUUCCAGCCCCGAGCCCCCACCCCCCACCCCCUUUGCAUGCAGCCCCAGGGCUGCAGAAGCCGGGGCCGCACGCGAUGGGCACCAAGCAGACCAAGGGCUGCCAGCCGGGCACCGGGGAGAGCCCCCCGGCCCACCACCGCAAAAAAGUGCCCCCCAGGGAAAGGGGGGACUUCCUCGCAUCCCUCGUGGUGAAGUCCGGCGAGAAGUUUGGGAAGGGUGGUGGCAGCAGCUUGCCCCCUUACCACCGGCGGAUCUGCAUGAUCCAGGACAUGCUGGUGCUGGUGAAGCAGGGGAAGCAGGAGGAGGCCACCGAGCUGCUGAGGCACCUGCGGCAGGAUUUAGGAAUGGAAUCGACCUCUCUGGAUGAUGUCCUCUAUCGAUAUGCCAGCUUUCGAAACCUGGUGGAUCCAAUCACUCAUGACUUAAUCAUCAGCCUUGCUAGAUACAUCCACUGCCCCAAACCGGAGGGGGACUCUCUUGGGGCCAUGGAGAAGCUUUGCCGGCAGCUCACCUACCACCUCAGCCCCCACUCGCAGUGGAGACGCCAGGGCAUCAUGAAGAGGAAGCCACAGUCCUGUUUGAAAGCUGUCCUGAUGGGCAAGCCUCAGGACAACACAGUGGACUUGUCAGGCAUCCCGCUGACGCUGAAAGACUUGGAUCGCGUCACGUCCUACCUCCAGCACAGCUCAGAGCACAUUGACACGGUGGAGCUGUGCUUCACGGAGCUGACAGACGACAUGCUGCUGCAGCUGCUGCCAGCGCUCUGCGUGCUGCCCCACCUCACCACCCUCUCCCUCAACGGCAACCGGCUCACCAAGGCCAUCCUACGGGACCUCACCGAAACCCUGAAGGAUCCCAAGAAGUUCCCCAGCGUUACCUGGAUCGACCUUGGCAACAACGUGGACAUCUUCUCCUUGCCGCAGCCCUUCUUGGUCAGCCUAAAGAGACGAUGUCCAAAGCAAGGCAACUUGCCAACCAUUCUGGAGUUCGGUGAGGGUCAGGUAAGCGAUUUGGAGAGCCAGGAUGGCCUGGCUGAGAGCCAGGAGGACCUGCGAGCUGGGCCAGGCAAGACUGACAACACAGGCUUGCAGCAGACAGAUAGAACGGUCGAAGCUGGGGAGCUCCCCAACUCGGACCAAGGUGCUGCAACCCCGCAGACAUGAUGUCCAGCUCCGUGGCUCUUGGGUGGGCACGGUGAGCAAGGGUGACUUCAAACCGAGACCUCAGCGCUGAAGGUACUGGCAGAGGGUCGAUUCACAUGGUGGGAUGCUUCGGGAGCCCGGACUGCUGCCUUCCUCCUGUACAAUGAAUGUCAACUUCUCUCUUUUCAAAGAACACAAAAAGGUUAUCGUGUCGAAUACUUAUAUUUUACAAAAGCUGGCCAGGUAUUUUUAAACAUUAGUGAUGUGCUAUGCCUUUUAACCUCUCAAAAACGCAUCUCCAAGGUGGUGUCAUACAAGACCCUUAGAAGAGCACAAAAGGGGAGAAGAAAGGUGCCCAGACUUUGUAAAGAAGGGCUCCCUUUCCCUCGCGCUGGAUCUAGCCAGAUCGCAGCUGCUCUCCUAGGCAUGAUGGACAGACAGCAGUCACCCCAAAGAGGACUGCCACUGAGAUAAACCUUAAAUCCUUUCCAAUCCUGACUUCAGGAGUUGCUGAUGAAUAGCAUAUCUGCUGAGAUACAACAAAAGUCCGAUCACGCACUAACCAGGGGUGUUUCCCUUCAUAUUGUGAGCCAGCCUGCAGGGACAGCUUUGCUUUCCUGGUGCAAAGCUAAAUCCCAGCCCGCAGCAUGCCUGGAUGCUGCUCUCGCUCUCCAGCCUUACUGAAAUCAGGCUGGCACUUGUGCCUGCCCAGUAUUUAUUCAGAUGUAAAAUCCAGUUUCCCACUACCCGUGCUGCUGGAAUAACUCCAGAGCGUUUAACGUGGUACCUGGAGCUUGCACCAGCGACGCUGACAGUAUUUGAUCCAUUUUGAGACGCGAGCCACAAAAUCUGGAGCUGGGGCUCAGCUCAGGUUCAUCGCUGUUGAUGACAAAAGAGACUACAAUACUGAAGGUUUAUAAAAGAAAAAAUAAUCCUGGGGUUCAUCCCUGUAUCACUGCCGCUGAGGGCAGACACAGCCAGCUGGAGAUGUAAAGCCUCCGAAAGGCUGUUGGGACACUUGGCUGUGUCCGUUGCCCCCUGGACCAGAAGUCCUUUGUUUUUAAAAUGUUGUUUUGUUUUUUUCUAAGAGACAGGGGUUUGAUUUUAUUUUCUUUUUGAUGGAAAAUGGAUCACCCCAGAGCAGCAGUGCUGGACCAUGCACUUUGGCUUUUGAACCAGAAUUUCGUCUGAUCCUCAACCUGGGGGAGGGCAGGAAAGCGUGAAAACUUCCUCUCCCUUACCUUCAAAGGGCCAGACCUGACUCCCUUUGCUAAGAGGGAGCCCCUUUCUGGCUGUUCAAAGCCCAUUCCCCCGACCAGCUUUACAGCAUCGUUUUUCUGGCUCGCAGCGGUGACUCUCUGGCUUUGCUUUUUCUGGGUGCAAACGCAGUCAGACUUUUGGUCAUCUCUUUGGCUCUGUUUGGUUAACACCACUGCACCGGGAAGCUUUUUCCAGCAGCGCUUCACACUGUUGGUGGUUGUUUCUCCUCCGUACGCAAGUAGGUAAUUUAGAAGAAACUCUGCUACUCGUUUUAAUACAUUUGGCAACAUUCAGUAUGAUUUGCAUGUAUCCAAGCCUUUUUCCUUUGUUUGUUUGUUUGUUUUUUAAUGCUAACUCUUUCCAACAGGCAUGAAAAAACUUUGCAGUGAAUAAACUGAUCUGUUUGAAAUAAAGGAGCUAUCCGUAAUCAAAAUAAAUGAAAAUGUUUAAUAAAGACCCAGCGUUGAAUUUUUUCCUCUCUACAGGUUAAAUGCCCAGCUGGCAUCCCAGAGCACCCCAGCAAAACCGACGACCGAAGGAGCUGCAUUCUCCACGGUGCUUAAAAAAAGGGUCGCUAGAGAAAUAAAUAGCCCCGUUUAUGGGCUGGGUUCUGCAGGGUGGGCAGAAGGUGGACACAGAAGCAUUAUAAAAGCAUCUGUUAAAUUUUAAACGUCGCCAGUGUGCAAAACUAAUGGGGGAGAAAGGAAUGCUGAGGACAGUACACCGCCCCAUGGGUUUUCACCUCUUCUCAGUGCACCGAAGGGAAUGGCUGUUCUUUGCAGCAAGGAUUCCGUGGUCCUGGAUCUUUGUUCCAGCACCCAAACCAUGGCAUGGGACAGGACACGGGUGGGAAGAGGUUCAUUGUAACUCCCAGCAGACCUCUCCUGCAGCACUUGGGGACUAUUUCCACCAUUACUACAACUUUAAAAAGGUACCUUUAGUAAAGGUAGAAAUUAAGCAAGACAUGAUACACCAGGCUGGCCGGGUCUCGGCUGCAUCCCUCACCAUCAGCCCAUCCCUGGGGGAGGCUGCACUUCUCCCCCCUCCCCCUGCAGCCACAUGCAGGGAUCUGCUUGCCUGGGGCAGGCUGCAGGACUGAGUUAAUAUAGCACAUAUGCUUUGUCCAUAUGGAAAGGUUGCCAGGCAGCAUACAGAGCCUGUGCCUACACCCAGGGCAGGCAAUGUAGCACAGGCAGUAAAUCCACCAUCACUACUGCCACACAGACACACCGCCCUGCUGCACCAGGAGAUUUGGUAACUCCAUGUAUGGGGAUUUCAUCAAAAACAAGAUUCCUCCUUACAAACAAGAAAACUUCAGCAAUUUCUUCUGUAAGAGGUCAGGCACUGGUUUGCUCAGUACCUCAGUACUCAACAGUGGGCUCCUCUCCUUGUGCACAGGUCAGACCCCUCCAUCUGUUUAAACUAUUUAAAUCACAAGCUCCUUGCUGCAACCUUUUUAUUUUCUGCAAAGUAUUUGCACAGGAACCGGCCAUCCCGGGCCUUAGCAUUCGUCUGGACCCCCCGGUUUAGCUGUGCAAAUUCAUAAACCAGAGGCACUUUGCUUUUAGAGUGCUGCAUCACUUAGUGAUGCUUUGCACGCUCAGUUCCCUCACCAACACAAACCACCCAGGAGGUUGCUCCUGCCACAUUUCCCUUCCAGCUGAGCUUCUACCUGCUGUGAAACACAUCAAUCAACUGGGAAAUAUUUUGCAUUUAUCAAGCUCUUUCUGCACAGGGCUACCAGCAGCUCACCAGCUCAACUUUUGGCUACAGAGGGCUAAACAUAAGGCUCUGUCCCUAAGGCUGACGCAGAUGUGCUGCAGAUUGGGACCUCAUCCCAGCCAUCCCCCUCUACUGUGAAAUGCCGUGGUUGGAUCCCUUGUGUGAUCAUCCAGGACCAUGCUGCAAAGGAUGAGCCUCCAGAGAAAGACCCCACAGCCCUGUGCAGAUGUUGCACGACUUGAGCUAGCUCCGCUGGUACAGAGAGGCUGUGCCGGUAUCUCUGUGCCCAGUGAGGAUGCAGCCCUCGUGAGAAAGGGAAAUAACUAGAAAGGGCUUUUUAUUGUACAUUUGUGCAUGCUGAAGCAUGCAACCCAAAUUACUGACUUUCACAGGCAAAGAAAAAAACCCCACAGCUCUAGUGGAGACAGUUACUCAGUUAUAAAAACAAAGAGGACUUUAGCUAAUCAGUCUCUUCUUCACAGUGUGGAUUAGGUCAAUUAGCCAUUUAUUGCACUUCAGGAUGAUGAUCCUGUGGUCUCAGUGAAGAGCGGGGUUUUUUUUAAGAAAGCAGCAUGAGGUUGCCUCCCUUUCCAGCUCAUCAGCAUCAGAACAAGCCUGGAGCUCACUCCAUGUAUAAUCAGUGAUGUUCCCUGUGCUACAUGGGGCUGCUGCUUCUGGCCAGAAGCUUUUAAAUGGCCCUAGAAGAAGGAUUCAAGUACUGAAAAUCACUGCUGUUAGAAUAUUAAAGUUGGCUGAGGUCAUUUCUUGUCAAAGGGGGGAGAAAACGGCCACCAGAAAAUAAAAAAGUGCCUAAAACGCCCAAGCCCGCUUUGAUCUGUUAUCUCCACCAGCACCACACAGCUCUGCCUGGGCAUGAAAGAAGCCAGUCUGUGGGAGAUUUACACCUUCAGUGACAGAGAUGUAAUUGAAAAUGAUUCUGUGCAGAUGGAAGGGGAAUCGAAGGGAGAAUCGAGGGGAAUUGAAACAGUAGGUGAGGCAUGAGAGCCAGGGAAGGACCACUGCCAUGCGCUCCGGAGGGCUCGCUCCAGCUGGGUUCUCUCAGAAGAGUUUGCACAAGUCCUGUUUGGGUUUUGAAGGGAAUUAUUAAUUUAAAAUGAGGGUUAUGUUCCAGAAGAGGGGGGUCAGGAGCAAGCAAGAGGGCUGGUGAUGGUCACCCCCAAGCA